GCAGCAGCAGCAGCGGCGGCCGCUAGUCGGGCCUGGGAUGCCAAGAUGGCGUCGGCGGCGUCGGUGUCGGUCUUCCCCGGCGUGCGGCUCCUGACCAUCGGCGACGCCAACGGCGAGAUCCAGCGGCACCAGGAGCAGCAGGCGCUCCGCCUCGAGGCCCGCACCGGGCCCGACGCUGCCUGCCUCGCCCUCUAUAGCCAAGAUGACGUUUGCGUGUUCAAGUGUUCUGUGUCGAAGGAGACGGAAUGCAGUCGAGUGGGCAAGCAGUCUUUCAUUAUUACACUGGGGUGUAAUAGUGUCCUUAUACAGUUCGCAACGCCAAGUGACUUCUGCUCAUUUUAUAAUAUCUUGAAAAACUGUCGGGGCCACAACACUGAGCAGUCUGUGUUCAGUGAGCGUACAGAAGAGUCUUCUGCUGUGCAGUACUUUCAGUUUUAUGGAUACUUAUCUCAGCAGCAAAAUAUGAUGCAGGAUUAUGUCAGAACAGGCACGUACCAGCGAGCAAUCCUGCAGAACCACAGUGACUUUAAAGACAAGAUUGUAUUAGAUGUUGGCUGUGGUUCUGGCAUCCUGUCGUUUUUUGCAGCACAGGCUGGAGCAAGAAAAAUCUAUGCAGUGGAAGCCAGUACAAUGGCUCAACAUGCAGAGGUUUUAGUAAAGAGUAAUAACCUCACUGACCGGAUCGUGGUCAUUCCUGGGAAGGUAGAGGAGGUCUCACUUCCAGAACAGGUGGACAUCAUUAUCUCUGAGCCAAUGGGGUACAUGCUUUUCAAUGAACGUAUGCUGGAGAGCUAUCUGCAUGCCAAGAAGUAUUUAAAGCCCAGUGGAAAUAUGUUUCCAACCAUUGGGGAUGUCCACUUAGCACCAUUCACAGAUGAGCAGCUCUACAUGGAACAAUUCACAAAAGCUAACUUUUGGUAUCAGCCAUCCUUCCAUGGGGUAGACUUGUCAGCACUUCGGGGUGCAGCAGUAGAUGAAUAUUUCAGGCAGCCUGUUGUGGACACCUUUGAUAUCAGGAUUCUAAUGGCCAAAUCUGUUAAAUACACAGUGAACUUCUUAGACGCCAAAGAAGCGGAUUUGCACAGGAUAGAAAUCCCGUUCAAAUUCCACAUGCUGCAUUCAGGUCUAGUCCAUGGGUUGGCUUUCUGGUUUGACGUAGCCUUCAUCGGUUCAAUAAUGACCGUUUGGCUUUCAACCGCUCCGACAGAGCCUCUAACCCACUGGUACCAAGUCCGGUGCCUCUUUCAGUCUCCACUUUUUGCUAAGGCUGGUGACACCCUCUCAGGGACAUGCCUGCUCAUCGCAAACAAGAGGCAAAGUUACGACAUCAGUAUUGUUGCUCAAGUUGAUCAGACAGGCUCCAAGUCCAGCAACCUCCUUGACCUGAAAAACCCAUUUUUCAGGUACACAGGUACAACUCCUUCACCCCCGCCAGGCUCGCACUACACCUCUCCUUCAGAGAACAUGUGGAACACAGGUGGCGCCUACAACAUGAGCACAGGGAUGGCUGUUGCUGGGAUGCCCACAGCCUAUGAUCUCAGCAGCGUGAUUGCUGGUGGCACCAAUGUUGGCCACAACAACCUUAUUCCUCUAGCCAACACUGGGAUUGUCAAUCACACCCAUUCCCGGAUGGGAUCCAUCAUGAGUACAGGGAUUGUUCAAGGUUCAUCUAGUGGUCAAAGUGGAGGAACAUCAAGUGCUCACUAUCCUGUCAACAGUCAGUUCACUAUGGGAGGCCCGGCCAUUUCCAUGGCAUCUCCCAUGUCCAUCACAACCAACACAAUGCAUUAUGGGAGCUAAGAGACCCUCACCCCUGAUCCUCUGAACUGACAGCACCAGGAAACCAAAUGAAGAAGAAAAAAAACCCGCCCUGCCCACCUGCCUUCUGCACCUCAGUUUGGCAAUUGCUUCUCUGGAUUUCUUCUACCCCCUGCCUCCCUCCCACCCCCAUCCCCCCCCACCCCAAAUUAGGCUUGCCAGAGAUGUUCUGACCAUUGUACAAUAGAAGACACCCCCCACUUGUUCUUUGAUAGCAGACUUGUACACUUUUUUUAUGAAAUGUUGGAAACUUCAACUUGCUCAACCAUGACUGAGUUCCUGCGCUCACUGUGUCUUACAACCAAUCAUGUUGCUAAUGGUAUCAUUCUUCAACUCUUCCAUGACUGAUCAGCAUUAGGCACAGGUUGUAGAGCAAAGCUGCAACAGGGCUUCUCAGCAGUACUGUGGACAGCCCAGCGGCAGUGCCAGUAACCUGAGCCUUCAUCCUUGCUCCCAGUGUUUUGAACGAAGGGGCUGCAGCUGGCUGUAGAGUGGGCACAGGCGAAAAUCCAGCUGCACAUCCUUUCAUCUACGCGUUGGUUUCUUUCACCCAACCUCCGGGUUCGUUGCUUUGCUAAGACUUAGGAGGAGGAAGUGUGUUUCCUGUCGUGAGGGAAAAGCAAAACGCCAACAAGCCAGGGUCCUGGCUGGCUUUGCGAGGAGUUCCGGCAACUUACUGCUGUAGAUCUUGGGCUUCCGGAAGAACAUCUGAGAUGAGAUGGACUGUUGUGCCACGAGUAUCUUAUCAGCCGGUCUGAUGAUUGCCUGUCUCGGGGGGGGGGGGGGGAAUCUCGAUGUAGCAUCAAAGGGUUAAAAAAAUUUAAAACAUGAAUGUACCAAAAAGAAAAAAAAGGUUGCUGGCUGGAAGUGAACAGUUUGUGUAUCAGUUUCCUGUUGCUCAGCUCAUCUUGACGGCUAUGCCCAGUUCUGGCUCCAUUUCCACCCUGUUUUCUAGGCUGUUGCAGCUGCUGUCUCUAGUCCAUUUUUUCUCUUCAGCUGGGCAGGCAGUGGGUACUGGGUGCCAAGUGGCUUAGUAUAUAGACUUGCCUGCUCCCUGCAGUAGCCACCAGGGACUCUUAGAGUAGAUGGUUCUGGCAUCUGUUAUGGAAGCCCCUUUGUAGUCUUUGUAUGUGUAACCUGUAACCAUUAAUGGUAUUUUCUUUCUAAUUUUCCUUUCAGAGCCACCAGUUGGCAUGUUCGAAAGGAAUUGGCAGGGACCCGUUUUAUGGAGGGGGGGGGAAGUGUGUUUUACUUAGGCAGUUUCCUUUGGCUCCCAACAGGGGCUUGGUGGGCUGAAUUUGGGGGGGAGGGAGGAGGGGGUCUUGUGCAGAAGCUCCAUAGUGGAUGAAUUGUGGGGUCUACACAGUCAAUUGUUAGGUCUGGCUGAUCAAUGAUUUUGUGACUAUUGAAUAAAACUGGGAGGGUUUUGAAGACUUGUUUACAGUGGCUGGUUUCCCCCACCUCAGGUUUUGAUGUGACUCCACAAAGCUCAUUUCCCUUUCGCUCACAUCUUCAAAAGACAAGCCUCUAUUUUUGACAUACAGUUAAGAGACUCUCACUCUGUACAAAGGCUGCCUUUAGGACCUCAGACAAAGGACCUUUGUACCUUUGGGUACAAAAUCCUUGAUGAGGAAACCCAGCAGUUUCCCACCCAUGCCAUUAGGUGUUUCUUUCUACCAGAUUUUCGGUCACCCUCUUUCACUGUCAAAGACAGCAUGUUACAUGGAUACUUUUGCUGAUCCUGUGUAUGUGGCCACAGAGGAUGACAGUGUUGGCUGGAAAAAAAGCUUGGAAAGAGCCACACUCCUCUUAAAAGGCAGUUUUAUUUAAAUUAGCUUUCCAUAGAAAACAAAAUCAAGUAGCUAAACUAAAUCAAAGUAAUCUGCAGUGCUCAACCUCCCUAUCAUUCAAGCUUCCCUCCAAAGAAGCUCUUAUUCUAUUCCUGAUAAUCUACCCUUACUCACCGAGGAUCUAAAUAGUCUCAGCCAUCUGCUGAUUCUGUUACAUCCCGCCGUUACCAAAGAUUUAACCGGAAGGGGAACAAUAGAGAAUCACUCCAUGAAAUCGCUUUCUGCAGCCCUGUCAGGACCUCAGGCCCAUCCUGUGAUGAAGGAACAAAAGGCAGCUGCAUCUAUCCCAUGUAACGUUUUGUGAUGUUAACAGCCAGGCCUUUAAA
Messenger RNA from Zootoca vivipara (common lizard), 3994 nucleotides. RefSeq names its product coactivator associated arginine methyltransferase 1 (gene CARM1). The record is from RefSeq and is a predicted model, not a curated record. Lineage: Eukaryota; Metazoa; Chordata; Lepidosauria; Squamata; Lacertidae. Gene Ontology annotation, biological process: chromatin remodeling; peptidyl-arginine methylation, to asymmetrical-dimethyl arginine. Gene Ontology annotation, molecular function: histone H3R2 methyltransferase activity.